Messenger RNA from Talaromyces amestolkiae, 1764 nucleotides. RefSeq lists its product as uncharacterized. Lineage: Eukaryota; Fungi; Ascomycota; Eurotiomycetes; Eurotiales; Trichocomaceae. Gene Ontology annotation, biological process: transmembrane transport. The transcript has 2 exons. Bases 1 to 1764 code for a protein of 587 amino acids. Gene Ontology annotation, molecular function: transmembrane transporter activity. The record is from RefSeq and is a predicted model, not a curated record.
AUGGCAUCCUCAUUAGACGCCCAUACGGCAACUCGAGCUUCGUCUCUCUCGAGCCAGACUUAUCGCGACAACACCGAGUCCGCAUCUGCCGUAGCAAAAGAUACAGCAAUCUCAAACAGCGACACAAACAAUGAUACACCUUCAUCUCUUUACGAUGAAAAGAACGAACGGAAAUCAGUCGACAAGGAUGAAUCAUCCCCCACUGAGUUGGGUGCAGAACAACUAAGUGGCGAGACAGAAUACCCCAAAGCUGGCAAACUCAUCUUCAUUGUCGUCUCUUUGGUACUAUCCAUGUUCCUGAUCGCUCUGGACAUGACCAUCGUCGCAACAGCCAUCCCGCAAAUCACAGAUGACUUCAACUCUCUCGACCAAGUAGCCUGGUACGGGUCCGCAUUCUUCUUGACGCUGGCCGCAUUUCAGUCUACAUCUGGCAAAGUGUACAAAUUCUUUCCUUUGAAGACGUCGUUUCUGCUGUUCAUUUUUGUGUUUGAGAUUGGCUCUUUGCUUUGUGCGGUGGCUCCGAAUAGUACUGCUUUCAUCGUUGGGCGUGCCAUUGCGGGUAUUGGUGGUGCUGGAAUUUCUAGUGGUGUUUACAUUAUUAUCGCGUUCUCGGCGCCGCCGAGCCAGAGACCGGCGCUGACUGGUGUUUUGGGAGCUACGUUUUCUGUCGCUAGCGUUGUUGGUCCUCUGCUUGGUGGUGUUUUCACCAGUGAUGUGACAUGGAGGUGGUGUUUCUACAUCAAUCUCCCCAUCGGAGGUCUCAGUGCGGCUAUUAUUCUCUUCUUCUUCCAGACUCCUUCCACAGCAAAACCAGUCGACGCCCCUCUUAAGGAGAAGCUACUCCAGAUGGACCCUCUCGGAACAACCCUCAUCAUUGGCGCUACCAUCUGCUACCUUCUCGCUAUGCAAUGGGCCGGUGUAUCCAAGGCAUGGAGUGACUCUGAGGUUGUCGGUCUUUUGGUCGGAUUCGGUCUAAUGGUCAUCGCAUUCAUCUUUGUCCAGGUCUACUCUGGAGAACGCGCUUUGGUCCCUAGGCGUAUCAUCAAAGAUCGCACCAUCGCCCUCGGUUGCGCAUACGUGUUGUUUGUUAUUGGACCCAUGUUCAUCAUGAUUUACUACCUGCCCAUCUAUUUCCAAUCCAUCAAGGACGUCUCGGCUUCCCAGUCCGGUGUGCGCAACGUCCCCUUUAUUCUGUCUAGCAGUUUGGGCGCCAUCAUGUCUGGACUUUUGAUUACCGCCUUCGGUCAAUACGGCUAUCUCAUGAUUCUUGCCGUAGUCAUCGAGACCAUCGGCGCAGGUCUUAUCUACACUUUCGAUAUUGGCACCGGUCACAGCAAAUGGAUCGGUUACCAAGUCAUCUGCGGCUUUGGCGCCGGCCUCGGCAGCCAAAUCGCCAUCAUCGUCAACCAAGCCCUCGUCGACUCUUCGGAUGUCUCGAACGUUACCGCCGUCACGCUCUUCUUCCAGACCAUCGGUGGCGCGCUCUGGAUCUCUGGUGCUCAGGCCGGUUUCACAAAUACGUUGAUGAAGAAAUUGCCCAUCUAUGCUCCCGACGUGAACCCCGCACUUGUGGUCGCCACUGGAGCCACGGAUUUGCGUAAAGUCUUUACUGCAGACCAACUACCGGGAAUUUUAUUAGCUUACAUGGACGGUCUCAAAGUCGCGUUCAUUUUUGCAAUUGCGCUGGGAGGCUUCUGUUGCAUUAUUUCGGUGUUUCCGAAGUGGAAGAGUCUCAAGGGCAAGGUGCAGCCUGGCAUGGCUUAG